Messenger RNA from Brettanomyces nanus, 477 nucleotides. RefSeq lists its product as uncharacterized. The record is from RefSeq and is a predicted model, not a curated record. The transcript has a single exon. Gene Ontology annotation, molecular function: peptidyl-tRNA hydrolase activity. Lineage: Eukaryota; Fungi; Ascomycota; Pichiomycetes; Pichiales; Pichiaceae. The coding region runs from base 1 to 477 and encodes 158 amino acids.
AUGACCCGAUUGGGGAGAUUUAAUUACAGAAAUAGUAACGAAGGAUCGAUUCCACUAUUGUUCUAUCAUAAUCCAGGGUAUAUGAAUGUUAGUGGGGAUAACCUAGUGAAUCCAUGGACUCGGGUGAUCCAGGAGGCGGAAAUUCAGGGACUGAAUGCAGCUUUGGUGGUGAUUUCUGAUGAGUUAGAUAUUGAUUUGGGGAAAAUUAAAAUUAGAAAGCAGAAUGCUUCAGCUCGAGGACAUAAUGGAUUAAAAUCCAUUCAGAAUGUGAUAGGUAAGGGUUAUAGUAGUAUUAAGAUUGGAAUUGGAAGAGGCUCUGAAGGAGGUGAUAAGAGUAGUGAUUUGGUGGCAAAGUACGUGUUGAGUAAGUUUAAGCCAUCUGAGAAAGAGGUUUUAAAUAAUUUAGUGUUGGAACAGUUUGCCAAAGUCAUGAAGGAAAUGACUAAGGAGAGGUAUAUCUAUGAUGUUCAACGUUAG